AUGAUGUUGAAGUUGAAUGGACGUGGCAAUAGUAGUUGUGGAUCUACAGUGAUUCCCAACUUGAUAUGGUGGUGGGUUGCUUUGCUUACCAACGUCAAUGGCAAGGUGGUAGUGGAAACAAGAAGAGAUAAUGAUGUGAAAAAAAGAACCAUAUUAAUUCUUGAACCAGGAGUGCAGACUUUUCAAGUUCCUUACAGAGUUUGUGCUUCAAAUUCAUGGCCUGGUUUAGAAACACCAAAAACACCAACAGCAGCAGGACCGAACCAUCUGCCCAAGAAUGGGGGAGAAAAGGCUACGAUUCUCAAGAGAGUACAUAGUCUUCCUCAACUAAGCUUGUUCAAAGACCACGGCGAUGAUAUUAAUAAGCACUCUCACUUUCCUCCGAUUAUGGUCUAUGGAGCACCCAAGAAAGCGGAGGAAUUUUCCACUAAGGAGAGUCUCAAGGGUGCACCCUGGAACUCUGCAGGCUAUAAGAAUCAUAGCCUCUUUUCACGGGAUGAUGAUCGCAGCACUGAUGAUUUGGAUGACGACAAUUAUGACAGGCAUGAGGGAUAUGGAGGGCCUUAUUCGCCUAAGCCGGUACAUACUAAACCAGCAUAUGACACUGAUUAUGGUAUGAGAUCCCCAGAAGGUGCAGAUGGGAAGCCUUCGUUUGUUCCUCCUGCUGGAAUGCAUCAACAGUAUACUGCUCCGGUCUCCACAUCACCAAAGAAAGACACGUACCCCGAAACAGCAAGAAAUAGGCCAAUUGGGCGUAGUCCUCCGCGGAACAAACCAGAAACUGACACUCGAUCCCAAAAAACCAGUUGGAAGCCUUUGUUUGAGCCUGCCGCUGCAAGUCAUCCACAGUAUACUGCUCCUGUCUCCACAUCACCAAAGAAAGACGCAUACCAUGAAACAUCAAGAAAUAGGCCACUUGUGCCGAAUCCUCGGCAGGGUAAACCAGAAUCUGACACUGGUUAUGCUUCCGAUUCCCCAAAAGCCGGUAGGAACCCUUCAUUUGGUUCUCUUUCUGGAAGGAGACCACAGCCUACAACUCCUGUUAAAGAUUCAUACUAUGAAACGGCAAACAAUAGCAAACCAGCACAUGACAAUGACAAAGUUAGUGCACAUGCCAUGACACGGCCAGGGAAAGAGGGCAAUCAACAGACAAUUGACAGCAACGAAGCUCGUAAGCGUUAUGGAGGCAAAGCAGUAAAUCAGCCAAAACCGGAGGAAGAAUACAGAGGAACAAUUGACUGUAAAGAGGCUGCAAGGAAAUACAACGGUGUCUUUGUGCCUUGA
Molecule: messenger RNA, 1284 nt
Organism: Fraxinus pennsylvanica
Lineage: Eukaryota; Viridiplantae; Streptophyta; Magnoliopsida; Lamiales; Oleaceae
Source: the annotation of a GenBank genome assembly